CCAGGUGUGACGCUUGUGCCUGCAGCAUCAGCUCUAUCUCCUGAGGAUGAAGUGGCCCAGGUGAAGCACAGGCCAGGCCCAAUGGCCAGCUCGGGGACUGAGGUCCACUGGGCUGAGCCGGGCCUGGAGAAGGGGCCCCAGCGGCGGCGGCGGCGCUGGGCCUGGGCUGAGAAGAAGGAUACUGAUGGGAUUGGUCCCCACGCAUGGGCAGAAGAAGGGCCCUUUCCCAGUGCUACCAGCCCUGAGCUGCUGGAGGACUUCCGCCUGGCCCAGCAGCGUCUGCCUUCUCUGGAGUGGGACCCACAGGCUGGUGGACAGCAGGACUCUGAAUGCGGAGCGUCUGCAGAAGAGGAGAUCGAAACAGAAGAUGUGGACAGCCCAGAAAGUGCCACUGCCACCUUGCCUCUCUACUGGUUUCCCCAGCAGGAGUCUCCAUCAGACAUGACUGAAGAAGAGCAGGAUGAGAGCCCUCAGGAGGCGGAGGACACUGGAGAGAGCGCCCCAAGGUUGGGGUUUCAGGCGAGUCUCAGCUCAGAAGAUGACAGAAGCCCCAGCUCUGCAGCUCUAGGAAAGGGGAAGGUCAGGGGCGCGGUGGCCUCUGACAAUGUAGUCAGUGGAGACAAGCUCUCAGAGAAUUCUGAGUUCAGCCCAUCGGUUGAUCUCUGCCCUGCAAGGUCCUGGAGCAGUGGGACAGUGAGCCUCGGCCACCCCAGUGACAGCCUUGAUUCUACCUGGGAAGGAGAGACCGAUGUCCCCCAGCCCAGUUCCCUGGAAAAUUCCUUACCACAGAACCCCAGCCGUCACACCCUAAAUCCAGAUGACAGAACUAGAGGAAGUGUUGCUCAGGCAACCCCCACAGAAUUCCAUGGCUCCUCAUCACCCCCACCUCAGAGCCUCCCAUGUCCCGAAAGUGGAUGGAGAGAGACUGCCAGCUUCUCCCACCCUCAGCCCCGAGAAGACCCUUGGAAGCGGACAAAGAUACCCCCUAAGCCACUCCCUUCCCGGUUCACUGGUACCCUCACCCCCUUGAAUCCUCAGGCUCGGCCUGCCCAGAAGGACAGGCUGCCCAGGCAGAGACCCACUCUGGCUGGCCGCUCUUCCUCUGAUGCCUGCAAGUAUGGCCGAGGACGGCUGAACUACCCACUCCCAGAUUUCUCCAAGGUGGGACCUCGAGUGAGGUUCCCGAAAGAUGAGAGCUACCGACCCCCCAAAGCCAAGAGUCACAGCUGGCAGCCUCAGGACCCUGCAAGGCCCUUGAUCUUCAAGUCACCAGCAGAGAUAGUGCGGGAGGUGUUGCUGAGCAGCGAAGAAGCCCUCGCAGCCAAGGACCCUCCUCCCACCCACCUCAUCACCACAGUCCCCCAGGAGUUCCAGACACCAGAACAAGCCACCAAGCUAGUCCACCAGCUCCAGGAGGACUACCACAAGCUCCUCACCAAGUACGCGGAGGCUGAGAACACCAUUGACCAGCUGCGCCUCGGGGCCAAGGUGAACCUGUACUCGGACCCCCCUCAGCCCAGUCAUAGUGUCCACGUGGGGACAGUGUCCCAGGGGAGCAAAGUCUUGUCCUUCACCAUUCCUCAGCCCCGCACAGCGGAGUGGCAGCCAGGCCCCACAGAAACCUCUCGGGCCUGUGAGGUCUCGGGGUGGCAGUCUUCCCAGCAAGGCCAGAGCCCCUCCUCACCCACCAGUGCCUCCAGCCCAGGGUGGCCUCCUGGGAGCCAGGGUGUCACGAAGGACCAGCCCUCAGUGGAGCAGACUCACACACUGACUUCUCAAACCAGCCAGUUCCUGGCCAAGGUGGAAUCCUUUGAAAGCCUGGUGUCCGCAGGACAUCUCACACCGCAGGAUCAGCUCAAGGGCUUCCAGGGACUGAAAGCUGCCCACGCAGCCCUCGAGGAGGAGUACCUGAAGGCCUGCAGGGACCAACACCUGGCUGAGCAGCCUGCCAGCUCUGAGGGGAAACCAGGGAAAUUCGAUCCUGGCAGGGAGCUGGCAGCAGAGAUAUUCCAGCUGGGAAAUCGUCUGGAAGAAUUCAAGGACCGCUUAGAUUGGCACCAGCAGGAGCCUGAGCGAACAGAGCCAGACUCCACACUGGACAGCACGCUGGCCUUACCUACCCCUGGCCACCUAUCCAACCUGCCUUCUCCUUCCAUCCAAGCCCUCACACCAGCCAUCCGGAACCCCUACCCUGAGCCCCCCACUACUGUGACUGAUCCCUGCUCUUUGCACGUGGACGUGGACGUGAGCUCUGUAAGCGGGGAGCUGGAGGGCAGGUUCCAGACCCCGCUCAGGCACAAGGAACUGCAGAUGGAGCAAGAUUUCCAUGGCCUCCUGAAGCGGUACAUCAGCAUGAAGUCCCUUCCGGAAGCCAUGAUGGUAGAGGAAGAGGAUGAGGAAGAAGAGCAAAGGCAUUCCCCAGGAGCAGAUGGGCUGACUCUACCUGCAGGGAAAGGAGAGGCCACCAGGUUCACCUCCAAACAGCUCCAGAGACAGGCUGAGAGAAGUCAUGGUUCCCCACUCAGAGAGCCCGUGGAGAGGAUGGUGUCUCUGAAGCCAUCAAGUUUACAGAAAUCCAUGCCUCGAGAUAGACGCCCUCCAGGCCUGGGCAAUACCAAGAAAGACCCUCCAGGCCCUGGCAUGCCAGACCCCCCUCAGGCCACCAAGUCUACAGUGUCGCACCAGAGCAGUAUGGCCAGUUUGGCGGGAAGUGGCAUCUCUGAACGCCUUCCCCAGAAGUCUCUCCGCCAUGCUGCUGUGACCCACCUGGAGGAGCCCUGGAUGGCAUCCCCGGAGACAGACAGUGGCUUUGUGGGCUCAGAAACCAGCAGAGUGUCACCCGUCACUCAGACCCCAGAGCACCGCCUCUCCUACAUCAGCACCCCAGGGACUUCAUCCCAGUCAUUCACUGCAUCUGUGCCCCAGGAUGGAGCCUCCCACUCCCAGACCAGGGUUCCUCAGGCCUCCAGAACUGCUACCGAGCCCAACACACCCAAAAGCCAAGGCCAGAGGCACCUCUCCAGCACGGGCAAUCCCCACCAGCAGAAGGCGCCCAGCUUUCACCCAGAGCGGGCAUUAGUGGGAGAGACGGGCCCAUCUUUGGAGUUCAAGGGGAGAAGGCGAAUUUCUGAACAGCGUCACCCCAGCCAAGCACUUAACCCAUCCCCCACCUCAGCACAUGCAGCUGCCCCACCGACCCCCAGGCCAACAGAAACCACCCCCAGCUUCCUUAUAACCAGGACAGGCCGAGACCAGGCCAUCCGAGAGCUGCAAGAGGAGGUGUCCCGGCUUCGCCUGCAGCUGGAGGACAGCCUGCACCGGCCAUCGCAGGCCAGCCUGACGCUCCCAGCAUCCUCCUCUACCCGCCCCACCCGGGCCCGGGAUCGCCUAGCAGAUUCCUCAGUUGCGGGGGGCACCCACUCUGGCAGUAAAUCCACAGAGAGGUUGUCUUCUGAGCCUGAAGGUGCAGAGCAAGCCGUCUUCACAGGCAGGAGGCGAGCCCGGUCUUCCUCAGUGCCUCGGGAGGUGUCCCACCUGUCCCUAACCUCUGAAUCUGAACCAGCCUCCCCCCAACUCUUCUCUGAGAAGAGCAGGACUACCAAGGACAGCUCACGGACAGCUCGGGACAGAGAGAGAGGAAGGGACAGCAGUGGAAGGCCAGACAGAAUCACCUUCCGGGGCCACUACACAGGGCAAGAGUACCAUAUCUUGUCCCCCAAGACUGGCCAAAGGGACAGCGACACAACUUCCUGUCCCCACUGCCCGCCUGUUAGGACCCAGGACCUAGAUGGUGCUGCCACCAGGGACCCACUAGAGCCAUCUCUGGUCGAUACGCCCCGGUGUCCCAUGUGUCAUCAAGUCGUCUCUCCCUCUGAGAGGGACAGCACAGACCCAGCCACCUCUGGAGCAGAAAAGCCUGCCACAAGGAGAAAUGCGCCUUCCUCCUCCAGUCCCAAGCAGCGGAGCAAGCAGGCUGGGUCUCCAUCGCGGCCACCCCCUGGGCUGUGGUACCUGGCAGCUGUGCCCCCAACACCGGCCUUUGCCUACGUCUCAUCAGUGCCUGCCACACCUUACCCACCAGCCACUGUGUACUAUGUCCCCCAAAGACCUACCUCAGCCCGAGUAGCCGAAGAGUGGCCCCCGACGGCCUCUUCCCGGCCAACUGCAGGACGCCGACACUCCGUCCAGCUAGACCUGGCCGGCCUGGAGGAGCUCAACCGGGCACUGAGCCGAGCUGUCCAGGCCGCCAAGAGUGUCCGCUCCACCACCAAGCAGAUGAGCCGCUCCCUGUCGGCCGACCUUCGCCAGGCCCAGGGCCUGCGGGGCUCCUGCCUCUUCUGA
Elephantulus edwardii (Cape elephant shrew) is the source of this 4341-nucleotide messenger RNA. It is a transcript of the gene AKNA, whose product is annotated as AT-hook transcription factor. The transcript is spliced from 21 exons. Bases 82 to 4341 code for a protein of 1419 amino acids. NCBI's taxonomy places the organism in Eukaryota, Metazoa, Chordata, Mammalia, Macroscelidea, Macroscelididae. Gene Ontology annotation, biological process: neuroblast division in subventricular zone; neuroblast delamination; epithelial to mesenchymal transition. The record is from RefSeq and is a predicted model, not a curated record. Gene Ontology annotation, cellular component: centrosome.